Molecule: messenger RNA, 4951 nt
Organism: Coffea arabica (coffee)
Lineage: Eukaryota; Viridiplantae; Streptophyta; Magnoliopsida; Gentianales; Rubiaceae
Source: RefSeq, a predicted model, not a curated record
AUGAUGAUGACUGCUGCGUCUAUCGUGAAAAAUUGGGCAACUGUAGGGGAAGAAGUACCAAAAGAAUUGGAAGACAUAAGGGAGCGAGUUUUAAGAAGAUGUGACGGUCUACCUCUGGCAGCAACGUUAAUCGGAGGUUUGUUAUCUAAAAAGAGAAAAGAGAAUUGGCAAUCUAUUUUGGAGGAGAGCCUCUUGAAUGGAGAUCAGGGUGGGAUUGAGCAAAUACUUAAGGUGAGUUUUGAUCAUCUGUCACCUGCACCGGUUAAGAAAUGUUUUGCAUAUUGCUCAAUUUUUGAUCAAGAUGCUGAGUUGGAACAAGAUCUACUAGUUGAGCUUUGGAUGGCUGAAGGCUUUCUUCAACCGGAUUCCCAAAAUCAAACGAUGGAGGGAAUGGGAUAUGAGUAUCUGAGAACUUUGCUGCAAACUUCCUUAUUGGAAGAAGUAAAAGGGAAGUGGAGAACAUGGUAUAAAAUGCAUGAUCUUGUGCAUGAUUUUGCAAAAUCAAUUUUGAAUCGUAACAGCAACAAUCAGGACCGUUACCUUGCGGUAUACUCACCCAAAAGAAUCAAUGAAAAAGUAUCAGCUUCGCUUCGGACAUUAUUUUUGAAGGGUGGCAUGGCUGAUGAUAUGUUAUCAAAGUUCAAAUACUUGCAUGUCCUAAAAUUAUUUGGAGAAGAUGUCAAAGAGUUGCCGACCUCCAUCGGCAAACUAAUACAUUUGCACUUACUUGACAUUUCAGGUUCUUGGAUUACAACGUUGCCAGAAUCUCUUUGCAAACUUUACCGUUUGCAAACACUGAGAAUUGGCAACCUUAAAGAAGGUUUUCCAAAGAAGAUGAGCAAUUUGAUUAGCAUGAGACAUCUUCACUAUUAUUAUCAUGCAGCACGCGAAAUCCAGAUGCCAUCCAGUAUUGGACGAUGGACUUGUCUUCAAACAUUAGAGUUCUUUAACAUAGGUCGUCAAGAGGAAGGUCGUGGUAUCCAAGAACUUGGGACCUUGCAAGAUCUUAAAGGCUCCUUGGAGCUCAGAAAUCUUGAAUUAGUAAAUGGCAAAGAUGAUGCUGAAUUGGCGAACCUAUCUAGAAAGCAAAAUCUGUAUCGGUUGGUAUUUGAGUGGGGCAACAGGGAUCAGGAAAGUGAUAAAUGCGAUGAAGAUGUGUUGGAAGGUCUCCAACCUCACCCAAGUUUAAAAGAGUUACAAAUUUUGAAUUUCAUGGGUGACCAUUUUCCACAAUGGUUCAUGAAUUUGACAUCACUAGUGGAGUUGCGGGUGGAGGAUUGCACAAGAUGCAGAGAACUCCCUGCACUAGGACAACUGUCAUCCCUCCAACAUCUAUAUCUGCGCAGAUUGGAAAACACAACGUGCAUUGGGCUUUCAUUCUAUGGUAUUAGUGAUGAGCAGGACGGAAGAUCAGCAGGUUCAGGCACUACUAGCAGACAAACAUUCUUUCCAUCCCUUAAAAUUCUCUCUCUUGAAAGCAUGGAAAGGUUGGAAGAGUGGAAGGACGCACAUGAAGUGAUGCAUGUGUUUCCCGUGCUGGAAAAGUUGUAUAUAAGGGAUUGCCGCCAGCUGACCACCAUUCCAACUCCAAGUCGUUUCCCAAGUCUUGAUGUAUUGGAAAUCGAAGAGAAUUGCCAUGUUUUGCUGGUAGAAGAGGUUUUGAGCAGUAUAACCAAUCUCUCGUCCCUUCAAUUAAGUAGUCAUCGUCAACCCAAAGAGUCUCUAAAUUUAGUGAAACGACCAGAGAGUAGUUUGAGGAUUGAUGGCUGUGAUAAUCUACCCACUGACAUGCUCGAGCGACUCUGUCAUUUUCCAACUCUUCAAAGUGUAGAAUUGUGGGAGUGCCCUAAUAUAACAACAUUAAGAGGAAUGAGUUGCGCCGCUUGUCUUAAGACAUUGGGGGUCAGAGGUUGUACGCAUUUACGGGAGUUGCCAGAAGAUCUUUAUCAAUUUCAAGCUUUAGAGCACUUGGAGAUGACGCGUUGCCCGGAAAUUGAAUCAUUUGGAUCAAAUCCUAAUAAAGGACAGAAAAGCCUCCUCAAGUCUCUCGAGGUAUUAAAUAUUUUUUGGUGUCAUGGAUUAAAAAGAUUGCCGGCGGAAAUGUUCGAGUCGUGUACGUCUCUCCGAAAGUUGCAUUUGUGGGAUUGUCCCAAUCUGGUCUCCUUUCCCCUUGAUUUGUGACGAACCCCUUCUCUCGAGACCUUCUCGUUAUGGUCGUGUCCCAAAUUGAUUACCGAGUUGCCUAGUGGAUUUGGCUAUCUCACCAGCUUAAGGGAAGUGGAUUUGGCUAUCUCAGAUUACUCUGUAUUGGAAUUUGAUUGGGCUGGAUUGGCAUCCUCAUCGACGCUCCAGCACGUGGUUUUAAGUGGGCUGGAUUGGCAUCCUCAUCGACGCUCCAGCACGAAAUCUCUGCCACAUCAGCUUCAAGACUUGACUAACAUCACAUCACUGCAUCUAAAACACUUCGGAGAAAUCGAAGCCUUACCAGAUUGGCUUGGGAACCUUGAAUCUCUUGAAGAACUAAUUCUGUGGGAUUGCCAAAUGCUUAAAUAUUUGCCCUCCAUGGCUGCCAUGGAACGCCUCAAAUUGAGACGUCUGGAAAUUGAUGAUUGUCCUCUAUUAACCAAAAGAUGCACUCCUCAAAGCGGCUCCGAGUGGACCAAGAUCUCUAAUAUUCGUUACCAGCCAUAUCUCUGAGCCAUCCAUUCGUUGCUGUUCUUCACCAUCUUAUUCUAUCCAUAUUUGUCCCUCACUCUUUUUCUCUAUAACUCUCUGUUUCUCUAUUUAUAAACUGGUGAAGAUUACUUUCUCUUUCAAUUUAUGAACUAAUUCUUGUCAUUAACAAAGUAGAGUUACGAGCAAAUUGAAAGACAAUAAAAAUUGUGGUUUUCAUCUACUUUUCUAACCCAUCGAAAAGAUUAAUAAGAAAAUUGUGGUAAAAUUCACUAAUAUAUAUGAACUUGGUACUGACUAUUUGUCCAGAAAAUUCACAUUUUUUUUACACCGAUGUUUUCCAAACAACAUUAAAACCAAUAAAAUAGCAAUUUUGAGAGAACAUUACAAUUUUUGUUUUUAUCGCUGGCAUUUAAUGGAUGGAUAUGUUCUUAAUCUUCACUGUUAUAUCCUCUGUAGGGACUUUACGUUAUGAUUGCCAAAAAAUUAGCUCAAUGUCGAUCAAGUUAAAAUUGUUUGCAGAGGAACUAGGGUGCUGUCAAAACUACAAAUGCAACAAGUGUCAGUGAUGCAGAAAGCAGUCAUUGUGCCGAAACAUUAUGGAAGGCUCAAAAGUGUGCUCAAGGCAGAGUCAGCCUGGAACCUUUAAAGCAUCUUGUUGCACUGUUCACAUUCUGCAACUGCAACAUGAGGCUGUGGUUUCCAAUCUUUUUUGAAGAAAGAUGAGGAGAAUUUUUUUAGGAAGCAGAAAUCAAUGCUUUUUGGACAAAGAACACCAAGGUUCCCGUGUUGUUCUUAUGAGAAAGUCAGGGGGAGAAGUUAUUUUCACUUAUCAGUCAGGUUUUGAAGAUGGAAGGUAGUUAUGAAGUUAUCUGUGAUUUUUCCCACCAGAAUGCCAUAUAUUUCUCGGACUGUGGAAAUUGUGUUGAAAACAGAGUGGCUUGUGCCAGGCUUGUAGGAAGUAGUAUGGAUGGAGAAGAAUUUAGAGGGGAGCAUAGUAACUGGUACUGGAGAGCUAUCAAGGUACAAGACUUGCUUGAAGAAAACUGGACUUACUGAUACUUUAGUUACAGAGGUGAGAAGAUUUGAUGCAAAGAAGUUAGACAUUGUAGAUAGCAUUGAUGAUCAUUUGGACAACAUAAAAGAAGCAUGUGACUGCAGUGCCAGUCAUUCAUUUGGGUGGAAACAUUUAAAAGAUUUGGUGCUGCAAUUGUAGAUGCAAGAAUUCCUAUGUCCUCAUCCAAGGUUCCCGCUAGAUCUUGCAAGGCCUUUGUCAAUUGGACAACAGCUUAUACCUUUCCACUCAAGAACAAGAGAGACUCAAGGUACAACUGUGCUAAUAGCUAGUCAUUCCAGGUAUCAGGCUCAGCGUUGAAUUUUUUUUAGUAAAAUAACAUAUCCUAAGUACUGUCGUGGUUGUUAACUAACUUAAUUAUUUUUACAUGUCUACUUCAAGAUAAAUAGUCACAAUCCAAAAAUUUGCAGUUUGAAUGAUCAAUAAACAGGUUUUGUUAUUGUGGCAUUCCAGCUUAUGUUGUAACAUGUAGGAAGCAGUGGUUUCCAAGCAAAAAUGUAUGGAUGGUGAUGUGGUAGAAAUUGUUCUCUCAAGGAGUGAUGAUCAUUCUUCUAGAAAGCAAUAUGCGACGGAGUAAAUGAACAGACUUCAUCUUGUUGGAAAAAGAACCACAUGGCUCCCUGUUGUUUUUGUGAGAAUGUCAAAGGGAAGAAAUUAUUUGUCACUGACCAGGCAGGUUUCGCAAAUGAAGAUGGUUACCGAUUACAGUUAUUUUGCUCAUUAAAUUGCAUUAGCCUUGAUGGAGACUUCUCAAACACCAAAUAGAAAAACUGAAAGUGUUAUGUCCUGUAGUGCUCGGAAUGCAGAAAUGAAGGCGAUGAUUUGGCUAUAUCUGAGAUUUGUGAAGACCAAUGAAGGUGGUAAAUCAAUAGUAAAUGUUACACAAGAAAGUUCUUCAAGGUGGUUCAUUCCAUUUCAUAGAGGUACUGUGCGACAAGUCUCUUCUUCUAAGGUUAGAUAAGCAUAUUUCAGCAUAGCCAUUGAAAUGAAGUUGACAGUUAAGUCUAACAAAUUCAAGGAAGAAGGAAACUACUUACCAACAAUUAUAGAAUAGUGACAUUCUUUUGCUGCUUCCUUCUGAAAAAGGUUAUCCUUUACUGAUCCAUUUUUGUCCCAAAUAUCUUAUGUAAGGAGUAUAUUCGCAUCUUAUGUAGUGACCUUUUACCUCGGCCAAUGGUAAUAAGCAUUAUCUUUUUGGAUUAA